CGAGUGUCCGGUGUCAUGCCCCUUCCCCCUGCCUCCCCCCUGCGGCGGAAUGGUACGCGCCGUUCCGAUAGAGGGCGGGGCGGCGGGCGCGGCGCCUCCUCGCACUGUGACACACGGAGCCGGGCGCUGGCGGAGAACGGAGUGGAGCCGGGGUCCUCGUCGCGGCGGCGGCAACAACGGGGAAGGAGCAGCCUCCCUCCGGCACACAGCAUGGCUCGCUCCGGCGUCGCCUUCUCCCCGUCGAGGUGGCCGCGGCGUUGCCUUCGCUGCUGUCCCUCCCACUCCGCUUGGCUAUCGCUGGGCUUGCUCCUCUCCCGACUCUGCUGCGGUGCCUUAGCUGGACCAGUUGUUGAUCCACAUGUGAGAGCAGUAUGGGGGAAGAAUGUUACACUGAAGUGCAUAAUUGAUAUAAAUGAAACAUUAACACAAAUUACGUGGGAGAAAAUACAAGGAAAGAAUGCACAGACUGUAGCUGUUCACCAUCCCGAUUACGGAUUUUCUGUUCAAGAAGACUAUCAAGGAAGAGUAUCACUUAAAAAUACAUCACUUACUGAUGCAUCUAUCAUCUUAAAGAAUGUAACCUUCUCUGAUUCUGGACAAUAUGUAUGCAAAGCGGCUACAUUCCCACUAGGAAACUCUCAAUCAACAACGUCAGUAACUGUAUUGGUUGAACCAAUUGUGAGCCUAACAAGGGGACCAAAUACUUUAAUAGAUGGAGCCAAUCAAACUGUUGCAGCCAUUUGCACAGCAGCCACUGGAAAACCAGCUGCAGAUGUUGUCUGGGAAGGUGAUCUUGGUGAAAUGGAAUCCACUUCAACCUCUUUUCCAAAUGAAACUGUGACAGUGGAGAAUCAAUACAAGCUUGUCCCCACCAGAUUUGCUAGAGGGAGACAUAUAACUUGUGUUGUGAAACAUCCCGCUUUGGAAAAAGAGAUAAGAAUGGAUUAUGCAUUGGAUAUUCAAUAUUCCCCCGAGGUUACAGUAACUGGGUAUGAUGGAAACUGGUAUAUUGGACGAGAGCAUGUUUUACUCAGGUGUAAUGCUGAUGCAAAUCCACUGCCAAUGAAGUUUACAUGGAGUCGAUUAGAUGGAAGUUGGCCUGAAGGUUUGCAGCCCUUAAACAAUACUCUGCAUUUCAACAGCCCUUUGACUUACAAUUAUACUGGAACCUAUGUUUGUAAAGUGGCCAAUUCAUUGGGCCAAAGAAGUGAUCAAAAGACUAUCUACAUAUUAGAUGUUCCAUUUAAACAGUCAUCACCAGUAGCUGUAGCUGGGGCUGUAAUAGGAGCAGUACUUGCUCUAUUUAUCAUUACCAUCUUUGUGACAGUACUUCUCACUCCUAAAAAGAAAAGACCCUCUUACCUGGACAAAAUGAUUGAUCUUCCACCAACACAGAAACCACCAUCUUCAUAUGAGGAAAGAGCUCGUUCUCCAUCACAAAAAGAAAUAAUUCUUCCAGCUUCAUCCCCAUGUAAGCCGCCCUGAGUCCCUUUGUUCUGAUGGUUUGCUCCUGGGCUGCAGGUAUCAGGCCUUCUGUCUCCUUCUUCAGGGUCCCAUUUGUGAGCCAGAGCCAGUUUUCUCCUUAUCAGCUUUUCCUUCGAUUUUGUCAAGGAAUUUUCCAUGCAAUGUUUUGUUAUGCCAGCUGUCAGCUCUAGUUUGUAGUGUGGUUUUCUUGUACUGAUUCUUUGUCUGCUGUGUUUUGAGGAGUUUCUGAUUUUUGACUUCAAUCAAAGCAGGUUCUUCACUUUGCUUUACAUAUUCUUCCAGGGCAUGUUCUUCUUCUUUGACUGCUUGUUUUACUUGUAAGAGUCCUCUGCCCCCUGAUCUUCUAGGCAGAUAUAGCUGGUCAACAUCACUGUGUGGGUGCAGUGAAUGACGAAUGGUCAUGAGUUUUCUUGUGUUUCUGUCCAAAUUGUCCAAUUCUGCCUGUGUCCAGUUUAUAAUGCCAGCAGUAUAUCUUAUGACAGGUAUGGCCCAGGUGUUUAUGGCCUUGAUGGUGUUGCCUCCAUUGAGCUUGCUUUUGAGAAUUUUUCUGACCCUUUGUGUGUAUUCUUUGCUGACCACAGUUUUCACAUGUUCAUGCUUGAUGUUGUACAGCUGUAAUAUGCCCAGAUAUUUAUAGGCCUCUGGCUGGUGACACUUUAUUGUUUGGCCAUUAGGCAUAUUUAUGCCCUCACUGUCAAUGAUUUUUCCCUUCUUCAAUGCCACUGUCAAACAUUUGUCCAAACCAAAUUCCAUGCUGAUAUCAGUGCUAAAAUUCAGACAGUGGUCAGAGACUGGAUUUCAGUUUCUGUUUUCCCAUACAGCUUCAGGUCAUCCAUGUACAUCAGAUGUGAAAUUUUGUGAGAUUUCUUAGAUGUUUGAUAGCCGAGAUUUGUUUUUUGUAAGAUUGUUGACAGAGGAAUCAUGGCAAUAAUGAAAAGCAGAGGGCACAAUUAAUCUCCCUGGAAAAUUCCUCUUCUGAUGUUGACAAGUCCAUAGCUUUCAUUUCCAACAAAAACAGUUCAGUUUUCCAGUGCUCCAUCAUGUUUUCAAUAAAGGUGCCAACGUUUUUACUGAUCCCGAUGGCGUCCAGGCACUUGAUGAUCCAGCUGUGUGGGAGUGAGUCAAAGGCCUUUUUGUAGUCAAUCCACGUCAUGUGAAGAUUAGCUUUUCGGCUCUUACAGUUCUCCAGAAUAAUUUUGUCAAUCAAUAACUGGUCUUUCGUGCCCCUGCUUUUCCAUUUGUUGCCUUUCUGUUCAUCUGGCAAGUCUUGAAUUCUGUCAGCUAUGAUGCCAGUCAGUAGUUUAAACAUAGUGGGCAGACACGUUAUUGGCCUGUAGUUUCCUGGUGCUGCUCCUUUUGCUGGAUCCUUUUGUAUCAGGUAUGUGCUUCCAGUUGUUAGCCAUUCACUGAUACUUCCUUUCUGCAGCAUCUCAUUGAAUUGUUGGGCCAUUUUUCCAUGUAAACUAAUCAGAUCUUUGAGCCAAAAUCCAUGAAGUUGAUCACUACCAGGCAACAUCCAGUUCUUGAUUUUUUGCACUCGUUUGCUGAUAAUUUCAGUUGUCAUUUCCAUCUGUUCCAUUUUGUUCUGUGAGAAUUUUCCUUCAAACUCCUUUAUCCACUCAGCGUUUUUGUUGUAGUUACUAUUUUCCCAAAGUUCUUUCCAGAACUUUGUUGUUGCAUUUUUCUCUGUCUUUAUGGUUACUGUGUCUGUUGUUUGGUUCAGACUCUGGUGGAACCAUCUUUGGUCUGAUUGAAAUGGUUGAUGUGUUGUCAAAGGCUUUCAUGGCCGGGAUCACAGGAUUGUUGUAUGUCUUUCAGGCUGUGUGGCCAUGUUCUAGAAGUAUUCUCUCCUGACGUUUCGCCCACAUCUAUGGCAGGCAUCCUCAGAGGCUGUGUGGCAUAAACUAGGCAAGGAAAGGAAAAGAUAUAUAUCUGUGGAGAGUCCAGGACAGGGGUCCCCAAACUAAGGCCCAGGGGCCGAAUGCAGCCCAUCGAAGCCAUUUAUCUGGCCCCCAUGGCACAAGGGCAAAAGGGGGUUGGGCUAAAUGAUCCAAGGGAUCUCUUCUUCUCUUACAACCCUUUAUUAUUAUUAUUAUUAUUAUUAUUAUUAACAUUGAGGCUGGGUGGCCAUCUGUCAGGGAUGCUUUGCUUGUGCUUUUGGUGCGCAGAGGCAGAAGGGGGUAGGACUAAAUGGCCCAAGGGAUCUCUUCCAACCCUCUUUAUUAUUAUUAUUAUUGUUGUUGUUUUGUUGUUGUUGUUACUAUUAUUAUUAACAUUGAGGCUGGGUGGCCAUCUGUCAGGGGUGCUUUGCUUGUCCUUUCGGUACACAAAGGCAGAAGGGGAUUGGACUCAAUGGCCCAAAGGGUCUCUUCCAACCCUCUUUAUUAUUAUUAUUGUUGUUGUUGUUAUUAUUAUUAUUAUUAAUUAUUAUUGCUCAGUGGCCAACUAUAGUCCGGCCCUCCAACAGUCCGAAGGAUCGUGAACUGGCCCCCUGUUUAAAAAGUUUGGGGACUCCUGGUCCAGGAUGUGGCAAGAGUCCUUUGUCACUGGGAAGGCAGCAUUAAUCUUUCAGUUAAUCACCCUAAUUAGCAUUGGAAAGGUUUUGUCUCUUGCCUGGGGGGCAUCCUUUGUUCAGUCAUUAGCGUCCUUGGGUCUCCUCUGCCCUCAGAGUGUUGGUUCCCAUCUACUGUUCUGAUUUUAGAGUUUUUUAAUACUGGUAGCCAGAUUUUGUUCAGUUUCAUGGUUUCCUCCUUUCUGUUGAAGUUGUCCACAUGCUUGUGGAUUUCAAUGGCUUCUCUGUGUAGUCUGACAUGAUAGUUGUUGGAGUGGUCCAGCAUUUCUGUGUUCUCAAAUAAUAUACUGUGACCAGGUUGGUUCAUCAAGUGCUCUGCUAUGGCUGAUUUCUCUGGUUGAAUUAGUCUGCAGUGCCUUUCAUGUUCUUAGACUCUUGUUUGAGCGCUGCGUUUGGUGGUCCCUAUGUAUACUUGUCCACAGCUGCAUGGUAUCUGGUAGACUCCUGCAGAGGAGUCUCUGAGGAUGCCUGCCAUAGAUGGGGGCAAAACGUCAGGAGAGAAUACUUCUGGAACAUGGCCACACAGCCCGAAAGACAUACAACAAUCCUGAAAUGGUUGAUUUUGUCUGUACUGGAUGAUUCUGGCUUCAUAUCUUUCAAUUUUUCUGGCUGUUGCUGUAAUUUGUUCUUUCACAAUUUCCAAAGCUUCUUCAAUUUUUCUGGUGUUCAGCCAGUACUUUCGGAUGAGGUAUUGCUUGAUUUUGUCAUUCUUCAGUUUCUUCUCUUUCAUAUUUUUCAAGUUACUUGCAUCUGAUCUAAGUUUUUUGAUUUUCAACUCUAGCCUGACCUUCCACUUUGGUUUUCCAGUCGAUUUUCUUUGGGGCUGCCUUGGUUGUAAGAACCCAAGCUCUUCUGUUACUAUCACUGCUGCACUGUAGGCAUACUGGUUUGUUUGUUCAAUUGAUGUUAUUUGUACAGUGGAGAGUACUGCAUUAACAUCCUUCAUGAGAGGUGCCAGGUGUCUCUUAGGCACUGUUUUUAGAGUUGGGAGCUGCUUUCUUAUUGCAUUUGCUGCAGCAUGAGCCAUGAUCUUAUCCUUGA
This is a messenger RNA of Anolis carolinensis (green anole), 5098 nucleotides long. It is a transcript of the gene nectin3, whose product is annotated as nectin cell adhesion molecule 3. Gene Ontology annotation, cellular component: adherens junction; apical junction complex. Gene Ontology annotation, biological process: heterophilic cell-cell adhesion; homophilic cell-cell adhesion; symbiont entry into host cell. NCBI's taxonomy places the organism in Eukaryota, Metazoa, Chordata, Lepidosauria, Squamata, Anolidae. The record is from RefSeq and is a predicted model, not a curated record. The transcript has 8 exons. Bases 16 to 1485 code for a protein of 489 amino acids.